Molecule: messenger RNA, 2115 nt
Organism: Girardinichthys multiradiatus
Lineage: Eukaryota; Metazoa; Chordata; Actinopteri; Cyprinodontiformes; Goodeidae
Gene: rmnd1
Product: required for meiotic nuclear division 1 homolog
Exons: 12
Coding region: 410-1714 (434 amino acids)
Biological process (GO): positive regulation of mitochondrial translation
Source: RefSeq, a predicted model, not a curated record
GAUGGCAGCCGUAAAAUGGGUUGUAGAGUCGCAACUAGUGGUGAAUCGCAUUCCGACACAACACAUAGUAAUUUUUAUUUUGUGUGAUAUGAACAAACAUCAUCGCAUGUCAAUAGCCCUGACCUUACUCUUUCUUCACAUUGUAGCACAGAUUUCAUGGAGUAUUUCAUGGAGUUUUAAAGUAAACUACCCGGUAUGAGUUUUACCUGCAAAAAUCCCGAUGGUAAACAGGAAGUUCAACCUGUGCUAGGAGAAACACGCCUCCUGGGUCAGUCACACAAGCUGUUAAACAGCUCAGCAAGUUUAUGGUUUUCUUUUAACAUAUCGUAACCGUUGUUUGAUUAACUCUGGCUUGUUUAGAGGCGCUUCGUUCUCCACCCUUGACCACCUUUGCAUCAGUCUGUGGAAGAUGCUUCUUCGGACAUUGUGGUCGAGACUGGGAGCUCAGCGCCUUGCUGGGAGCAAACCAGUCUGUAUUGUUCCUUCAACCCCUCUCACCCAAUGUUUGAACCACAAUAAAAAUGAAUCCACCCCAAGGAUUCACUCCUGGUCAAGUAUAGGCACAAGGACCUUUUAUUUAAAGACAUUUCACCAGCAGCACAUGCAGAAAACACAAGCUUAUCCUGCUGUGGAUGGGUUUAAAAAUUAUAGUGUUCCUCUUUCAACUUUCCCUGGGAUGCAGAUCAACUGGAGAUGUGAUCAGGCUCGUUUUUAUUCAUCCAAUAUUGUAAAGUCAGUGCUCAAACCGACAUUACAACCAGCAAUGGUGCCUCCUAAAGGAAAGAGGCCUCCUAAAGGGCCGCGAACGAAACAACCUUCUCGGGCCAACCAGCCUUCAAUGAAAGAGGAUGAGGAUAUGAUGCAGUGCAUUGCCUUCGCAACAGCAGACCAGUAUCAUUUGCCAACACUUAGCCAUGACUUGAUAAACCACGGCUUCCAAGAAAUAGAUUUACCAAGAGAUGCAUCAAACGUCCUGGUGAUAAGCACUGAAAAUCCUGCUAAACCAGAUGAUGAUGCACUUAUCUUUUUCUUCAGGGAAGGAUCCGUGGUUUUCUGGAACGUUGAGGAGAAAGAGAUGAAAAAGGUUUUGAGAUUAUUGGAACAUCAUGAGAUCCAGCCUUACGAAGUUGCUCUAGUACACUGGGAAAAUGAGGAGAUCAACUACACAGUGGGAGAGUGCGAUGUGCCACCACUAGGAAACACAAAGCUUGAGAGAGGCAAUUUCAUCCUUAGUUACGAGAUGGAUCAGCAUGAGGCUGUUCUUGAGAAAUUUGCAUUUUCUAAUGCACUCUGUCUGUCAGUGAAGUUGGCGAUAUGGGAGGUGGCGUUGGACAACUUUGUAGAGUCGAUUCAGUCAAUUCCAGAGAUGCUGAAGUCUGGCAGAAGAAUCAAACUUUCUUCUGCUGAGGUUAUGCAGAAGAUAGGAGAGCUUUUCACAUUAAGACACUGCAUCAACCUGAGGUCCGACCUGCUCCUCACCCCUGAUUUCUACUGGGACCGAGAAAACUUGGAAAAGCUUUAUGACAAGACUUGCCAGUUCCUGAGCAUCAACCGCAGAGUCAACGUUGUGAAUGAGAAGCUGGAACAUUGCACACAGCUGACAGACCUGAUGAGGAGCCACUUGAGUGAAAAGCACAGCUUGAGGUUGGAGUGGAUGAUAGUCAUCCUCAUUACCAUCGAGGUGAUGUUCGAACUUGCGAAGAUGAUCUUCUAACCUGCAGAUCGCAGAAAGCACGAACCUAUAAAUGACACCAGGGACUGCAAGAGAAGAAUGCUGGACUCUACUGAGGAACUCGUUCACUGUUGUCAGUGACUCACUGAAGCCACUGCAAAAUGUGAAGGGGAUCUGAUUAUGUUAGGUUUGGUACUCCUAAAUUGGAUGAAGGAACACUUUUCAAACACACAAUAUAUAUCCAUCAAUCCAUCAUUGUUUUAGUAUCUGAUCGAAUAAUGUUUAUUAGCCUGGCUGGGUGUGUGUUCUGAUUUUUGUUCAAACUUGUUGGGUAUUUUUUUAUUUAAAUCUUAAGUGAACCCUGAGGUCACCUUUACCAAAAACAUCAUUCAUGCAACUUAUUCAUGUUAAAAGAAGGAAAUAUAAAUGCAUAAGUGAAUGUA